Chelonia mydas (Green sea turtle) is the source of this 5030-nucleotide messenger RNA. RefSeq names its product zinc finger protein 845. Lineage: Eukaryota; Metazoa; Chordata; Testudines; Cheloniidae. Bases 138 to 3425 code for a protein of 1095 amino acids. The transcript has 3 exons. The record is from RefSeq and is a predicted model, not a curated record.
CCAGGGCCAACAAAGCUCUCCCUGACAAGGGACGGGCGGAGGCGUCGCUCCUAGAACGCGCCUGCGCGCGGGAAGCUCAGCGCACGCGUAGCGGCGCGUUUCCAAGGCGGUAGUUGAGGCCGCGGGCCGGCGGAGCCAUGUCGGUGGGGCUGCUGAGUCCGGAGCCGGCAGGGAGCGGCGAGUCUGAUGUCUUUGAAAUUGACCUUCCCAUCACGAUCUUUGUGCUGAGUGAUGAUGAUUUUCUAGGAAGUGAAGAUGAAGAGGAGGCAAUUUUGAGUGGCGAUGAUAUUUUGAAGAGUGAAGAAGAAGGGGUGGCCACUUCGAAUGAUGAUGAUCUCCCAAAAAAAGGCAAAGAGGAAAAGCAGGUGCCUUCAAGUGGUGGUGGUGAUCUAAGGAGUCAGGUGCAGCCCCACUUGAAUGAAGAUUAUGUUCUAAAAUGUCCAGAGGAAGAGCAGGUUACUCUGAGUGUGUUUGAGAAAUCAAAUUCAGCCCAAAUUUCUUUAAGUGAUCAAUACGCUCUGGGCAGUCGCAAACCCAGCCAAAAUGAUGUGUCAUGCCUGGCAGCUCCCAGAAUGGACCCUGGAGAGGUAAAUGGAUGUGUCGAAAGCAAGGAUGACAUCGAUUGCCAAAAGGUUGCUGUUCCUCUCUCAUGUGGUGACAAUAAGGAUAGAGAUGGUCUGACUAUUGAGACAAAUAGGCAGCUGAUUCCAGGAGCAAUUUUUAAAGAUGGAAAGGAACAUGAGACUUCUGCAAUCAGUUCCUCUGACAGCAAUCAAGAGUGCCAGCCAGCACUCCAUUGUAAAGAAGCAGAGAGAUGUGUUGAGACUGAAGGUACUGUCCCUUUAGAGAAGGCAAAGAAUAAAACUGAUGACAGAACAAGAAAGAGAAAUGGCUCUACAGAUGAAACUCUGAAUUGUGGAAUAGAUAGCAACUUUGAAGAUCUGAAUGCUGUAGAAGAAAUAGAGCAAGUCCAAAGUAUUUUUUUUACUUGUAUUAAUGGUGACUUUUCUACAGCAGGAGAGUUGCUAGAAGAUGUAGGGGACUUGGCAAUGAAUGCUUGUGAUAAUCCCGGAUUAAAUAUUUCUGAAGAGCUUAUUCAUCAGUCUGUAAUUCAUUCUCCCAGGGAGAUGGAUAAGCGAGAAGAUUGUGAUUUUUCUCAUGUGAUUAUAAAACACCCAAAUGUAAAGCAUCAGGAAGAGACAUUCCUACUAGGUAAUGAGCAUAACAGUGAAGCUGUUUCUAUGGGAUUUUGUUCUACCUACAAGAAUGAGAAGACACUGAAUCUGAAAUGCAGGUUUUGUAGCUGUGUGUGUACAAGUAAAAAUAUUCUAAAGAAACAUGUUUGUUCAGCACAUCAAGAUAAAAAAAUUCACAAAUGCUGCUUUUGCCAAAGAAGCUUUUUCUUUUCUGUCAACGUUAAACGCCAUCUUAAAUUUCAUAAGAAAAUGACCAGGUUGAAAAAGACAAGAAAAGGUAGAAGUAUGAACACUGAAAAAGCCAGGAAGGAGAACCCAGCAAAAACACAAUCUGCGAAUAAAAAAAAGGAAAGUAAGUAUGAGAAAUUUUUCAUCAGAAUUGAAAGGGACUGUAAAACUGUAGAUGCUCCAGUUAUUUUUUCUUGUAAAAUUUGUCUCUUUGCUUCACCAGAUCCUAAACUUUUUGUUUAUCAUAUGAAGGGACAUAAAGGCAGACAGCCUUAUCAGUGUCCCCAGUGUGACUAUUCUUGUGUUAGCUUGUCCUAUAUGCUAAAUCACAUGUACUGGCAUGCUGGCUAUAGACUGUACAAAUGCAGGUUCUGUACAUUUUUUUCACUGUAUUUUGCAAGCAUGGUGAAACACAGUUACAUUCACACAGGGGCUAAGCCAUAUUCCUGUGAAUUCUGCCAGUCGUCAUUCACAAGCACAAGUGGCUUAAAGAGACACACAAAUAUACAUGUUGCCAAAGAAUUGUGCCGAGGGCAGCAACACUUUGGCUUGCCUGUCGAGGGGAAGAGAACUAAAAGUCCUCCAAAGAGCUAUACAUGUGAUCAGUGUAACUUAGUAUUUUACAGUAAAGGACUACUCUGCUUUCAUGAGAAAUUUCAUAGCCAAGUUAAAGGCUGUGAUGAGAUGUUUGCAAAUGAGAGUAAUGAAUACAAUAAAAGCAAAGCAUGUACAGAUGACGAUUACCAAAAGGACUGGGUUUCUUCUGGUUCUGACAAUAAAUGGGAUGAUCACCUGCUUAAUGGGACACAUGAAAUGCUGGCUUCAGGAGCAGAACUUGAACAGGAUAAUGAAUUUGAGAGGGAUAUGAAUAUAUGCUCUGGCAAAAAAAUGUGCCAAAGCAGCCAGGGAACCAACAAUUUGCCUGUUGUGAGAACUGGAUCAGAAACUCUUUUCAGUAUUUACAAGAGCGAGCAAUGUGAUUUAGUGUUUUGCAAAGAGAAGCAUCUGUUUUUUCAGAAGAUCGCUCAUUCACAAGUUCAAGAAUGUAAUGAGAUUGUUACAAAGGCUCCCAAGGCUGAGGAAAAUGUUAAGUGUAUUGAUGUACAGACUCCUGUUGGGACUUCUCACAAACUGUUCAAGUGUCAACAAUGUGAUUAUGCCACUUACAUUUUUAGCAACCUUAAGCUGCAUUUUAGAAUACACACUGGUGAAAAACCAUUUGAGUGUAAAGAGUGCAACAAGAUGUUUCGCACCUCCAGCCAUUUGCGGAGACAUAGUCUUAUGCACAUAAAGAAAGGUCAUGAAAGUGGCCAUUGCCAUUAUUUGGGCAGCACUUCAGACAAUCUUAAACUGCACUGUGAAAUACGUAAGGGCACCUGCCCUAAAAGGGAAGAUCUUAGUUCCUCAAAAGACUUAAAGUGUGUCCGUUCCAUAUGCAGCUCAGAAAACCUUCAGAAACAGAUGGAUGUUCAUGAGGGCAAAGAAAAUGAACAUGUUCUACCAUCACAAAGUUUUCCACAACUUUACAAGUGUGAACAGUGUAAUUACAUCACUUACGUUUUAAGCAACCUCAAGCUACACACAAGGAUUCAUACAGGUGAAAAACCCUAUGGCUGUGACACUUGUCAGAAGAAGUUUCGUACUUCAGGUCAUCUAAAUCGACACAAGCUUGUGCAUUUAAAGACGGAACGCCUUAAGUGUAGGAACUGUGACUAUUCAACAGACAAAUGGCAGUCCCUUAAGUGGCAUUUGGCUUCACACUCGGAUGAAAAAAACCUGGUUGGUAGCAAAGUCAAAGCGCAAUCACUGCUACCUGUCAAAAUAUACAAGUGUGAAGAGUGUGGCUAUGCUACUGCCCAUAGUGGAAACUUUAAGCAGCAUUUGAGAAUUCAUACAGGUGAAAAGCCAUACAAAUGUGAUCAGUGUGCUCUUGCUUUCCGCACUUCUAGCCACCUGAAGCGCCACUUACUAACUCAUUUAAAGUUACGCUGCAACAAGUGAGUUUUCCACCAUAGAUAAAUGUGCUCUAGAGAAACAUGUAAAAACACACAAGGAUAAAAAAAUGUACACUGCACUUUUGGCAUUUGUAACACUUUCCACCAUAUAUCUCUUAGAGAAACAUAAGAAACAUCAUUUAAAAACUGGAAAAUAAAACUGGGAUUUGUUAAAAUUCCUGAGUUACAAGCUUGGAUCUAGGAAGUUUUGCAGUAGUUUGAACUUAUACCAUGGCAGAAGAGCACAAUUUCUUCCUCUUUUCCCUGUACCCCACCUAUAUGAAAUGCCUUCACCUGGCACUAGGUAAAAUUGACAUGGUAAUGAUUAUGGACAAGACUCUUGGGUAUUCCCACAGUGUAUAGAGUGGAAGUCUGGGGAUGGUGUGGAAUGCUGACAUAAAACACUGCCCUACUGCUAUGAGCAUUACUUCCACUACUGCGUUAAAGAAGCCUCAGAGCUGUUUCUAAAUAAAAGUCACAAGGGGCUGUUUUAAACUAGCUCAGAUUGGAAUGUUCAGACAAACUUCUGCUAGUGCUCAUCCAUUCAGUAAGCUCAUGUCCUACCACUGUCCUGUCAGCAAGGAGAGGGUUUGAUGUCAGCGCUCCUACAUUGGCUGUACUCCACUGCUGGGUCACCCUUACACUAAGAUCUUCCCUGUCCCACUUACUUGAGUUUUACAACCAAAAUAUGCUAUGUCUUUCUGAAAAGAAUUUAAAUCAAAUUCUUCUCUGUUACAAAUCAGUAAUCUGUAGAUCAAAAAUCUAGUUAAAAAUUAGCCCUCCUGCAACUACUGAUAUUGCCAUGCCUACCUAAUACUGCAAGAGGACUGAAUCAAGAGGAUGACUUAUAAAACCACUAGUUACGGUAAUUGAUUAUAGAAACGUAGUGGGCAUGUUUCUGUGUGUGUGUAUAUACACAAACAUCCUAGAAGACAGGUUACUAAUAAGGAUUCAGCAUUGAUGAGUGCUGCUGCAUCAGUAGCUUUUGAGGCUUAACUCUUGAUUUGGAUUCUUGAGUAGAAAUGUUCUUAAAGUUUUGUAUUGCUGUCCUUCAAAGGCCUAAUCCUGUAAAAUACUGUACCCCCUCAAAGCACUUUGCAAGAUAAGUUCCAAACUGUUUGCAAGAAAUGAAGUAGGAAGCAGAAGAUACAAAUAAUGGAUACCUCCAACCUACCAUUUGAUGCCUGCUUUCCAAGUGUUCUGUUGCAUAUCAGAAAAUCUCCUUCAUUAAGAGGAUUUGAUGGAAAAGCUGUGGAUCUAUUAAGAUCCCUACAGUUUAAACUGUCUCCUUUAAAGGAGACUUUACUAGAGCUGCUUGUUUGCUUAUGUUCUUUGUUGUUACAGGUCAUUCUCAAUGAAGUGUUUAUUCCAAAUGUCUGUCUGAUUGUGACAAACUUUUUUAUUUAUUUUAGAUGAAGGAAAUGACUCCGUUGAUUUAAAUACAUUUGGCAAAAUGCUGGUAUAUUUUUCAGAAAUAUUCAAGUUUAUACUUUUCAGUGCUGCUUGUAUCUUUUGAAGAUUCCUCUGUUAGCCCUCUACAAAGGACAAAUAAGAGAAAUAUGUAGUAUGUAUAUUUCAGCAAUUUGUAUUAAACAGUUUAAUGUUUGUAAAA